GAUUCAAAAAUCCCUAUAGUUGGUUGUGGUGGAAGAACAACCGAGCGUAUUGGUUCUGUUGGUAUUGGUGGGUGGACAAAAAAGAAGAAUGGAAGAUUGAAGUGUGCGAGUUGUCAAAAGACUCAAGGCACACUCCCUCUCUCUCUCUUCUGAACUGUACUCCUCCUUCGACCUUGACUCCUCGAACAAGCAGCCAAGCACUGAAUUCACCAAACAAAUAUGCACGCUUCCGUUGGCCUUUCUCUUUCUUCUAGGGCUCCUGCUAUCUGUUCUUCUUCUGCUCACUUUAAUCAAACUCAGCUGCUCUUCGCUCAUCUCAAUCUCAACUAUUACUACACAGGAACCAAAAAGGCUAGAUUUUGUCGCAUCAAAGCUAGCUUUUGGGAAUCCAUCAGAUCUGGAAUCUUGAAGAACAAUACAACUCAAGUCGUUGAACCAUCUGUUCCCAUUGAAGAAGAGGAAGAGCCUUUGCCUGAAGAAUUUGUUCUUACUGAAAAUACUCAACCAGAUGGCGUUAUUGAACAAAUAAUAUUUUCUUCAGGUGGAGAUAUUGAUUUGUACGACCUACAGGCAUUAUGUGAUAAGGUAGGUUGGCCCCGGAGGCCACUCUCAAAACUUGGAGCAGCUUUGAAAAAUAGCUACAUGGUUGCCACAUUGCAUUCUGUACGGAAAUCACCCAAUGCAGAUGGUGAUGACUACAAGACGCUUAUUGGAAUGGCUCGUGCUACAUCUGAUCAUGCCUUUAAUGCUACAAUAUGGGAUGUUCUUGUUGAUCCAUCUUAUCAGGGUCAAGGACUUGGAAAGGCUCUUGUGGAGAAGAUGAUAAGGGCUCUUUUACAGAGGGAUAUUGGCAACAUUUCUCUCUUUGCAGACAGUAAAGUUGUUGAUUUCUAUCGAAAUUUAGGAUUUGAACCAGAUCCAGAAGGGAUUAAGGGAAUGUUCUGGCACCCCAACUGUUAGUUGUUGGAAAAUAGGUGAAACACGAGACUAUGAUCAAUGAUAUUGAUAUGAUAGUUCAACACGGAACUAGGUUAUGGACCUGUGGUAGCGAUAUUGAUAUGUAAAAAUGUUAAUUUCGGAUCUUUCUUGUAAAGUUUCGGACUGUGGUUCUGUACUAGAUUAUGGAUAAUGAUAUGUAUAUCAUAAAACAGUCCAGGACCAGGACUCCAUGUAUACAACAAGCAGCCCAUAAAUUGCUUUCAUUUCUAAUUACGUUAAUUCCAGUAUCAUGUUUAAUUCAACUACUA
Molecule: messenger RNA, 1247 nt
Organism: Spinacia oleracea (spinach)
Lineage: Eukaryota; Viridiplantae; Streptophyta; Magnoliopsida; Caryophyllales; Amaranthaceae
Product: histone acetyltransferase TAP1
Exons: 8
Coding region: 220-960 (246 amino acids)
Cellular component (GO): cytoplasm
Molecular function (GO): N-acetyltransferase activity
Source: RefSeq, a predicted model, not a curated record